AUGGUCUAUUCCACUGCAGCCAAUGUCCCUGCACAGGUUGCUGGCAUUGCAAACAGCGAGGCGGGAGCUCAGGCAUUUGUAUCACGUCUCUUAAUGCAAGCAGUUAUUGAUGUUCUCGAAGAGCAAGGUCGCAGCGCUGGCCUCUCUGAUGCAAUAAUCUCAACCAUUUUGGGUCAGCUCACUGUUCAAGUCAGGUAUACUCCACUGCGAUGCAUGACAGUAGCUGUUAAUCAACCAGCAAAUAUGGAUAUCGCUGGAGUUGCUGACAUGAUGAAGCCACACUGCAUAAUUGUCGGGAACACAGUGACAGCUUUGUGUAAUGCGCCUAAUGGAAUGAUGUGUCAACUUGCCAACGCCAUGAUGAUUGCAAAUAUUCCUGCCACGCACUUGUCAAUUUCUGGAAGCCUCACGACCACGAACGUCAUUAUGGCGAAUUGGUCGAGAGAGAUGUGGCAAGGUGUGGUGAACAGAGCGGUUCGAAUGCUGGCAUCGGGUCCAUUUGGUACGAACUUCGCCUCAGCAUUUGCAACCGUCGUCUGA
Messenger RNA from Angiostrongylus costaricensis, 540 nucleotides. Lineage: Eukaryota; Metazoa; Nematoda; Chromadorea; Rhabditida; Metastrongylidae. The record is from the annotation of a GenBank genome assembly.